UCAGACUCGGGUCUGGGGCGUUUCACCAAAGCUGCCCCGGUUGUGUCCGGGUAAGAUGGCGUUGGAAGAGCAGUGCUCGGCACCACCUCGAUGGCAGGCCAUAUCAGCGACACACGUAGAGUUUCCCGAGGGAGAUCUGACGGGACGUCUACUAGCUUACAUCAGUCUCCUGCCCAUAGCUAUUCUCGUGGGCUUUGUCACGCUCAUAGUGUUUAAACGGGAAUUGCACACGAUUUCCUUCUUUGGCGGGAUCCUCCUGAACGAAGGCUUGAACUGGCUGCUGAAGCACAUUCUCAGAGAGCCACGCCCCUGUGCAGGAGCUCACACAACCCUGCACACAGAAUAUGGAAUGCCCUCCAGCCAUUCCCAGCUUAUCUGGUUCUUUGUUGUUUACUUCUUUCUUUUCCUUUAUUUAAGAAUGCAUCAAACAAACAAUGCUCGAUGUGUGGACUUGCUAUGGAGACACAUCCUGUCCAUUUUCCUAUUGGCCGUAGCCUUUUCAGUAUCAUACAGCAGGGUCUACCUGUUGUAUCACACCUGGAGUCAGGUAUUUUAUGGAGGGGUAGCCGGCAGCACGAUGGCCAUAAUCUGGUUCUUUUUCACACAGGAGAUGUUGACACCGUUAUUCCCCAAAAUUGCUGCCUGGCCAGUGUCAGAGUACUUUCUGGUGAGAGACACAAGCCUGAUCCCCAACAUCUUAUGGUUUGAAUAUACAGUUACCAGAUCAGAAGCAAGGAACAGACAACGAAAGCUUGGAACAAAACUUCAGUGACUGCCACAGUUCUUUAGUGUAACAGAGUUUAGGAUCACCACGCACACACUCACACACAUGCACACAUUAAGCGACACAAGCAGCGGCUCUAGGGGGCGGAAGAGAAGCCGGGACCUGACCAGGAGCCCCUAGCUUAAGCGAGCCCGUCCACACGCCUUCCCUCCUUGAACAGCUUGCCCAAAAAUGCCCUUCAAAGCAUGCAAGACUGUGCAAGAGGCCUAUUUUACCGGUAAAAGCAUGCCACAGGAACCGUUCACUGGAAGGAACCAAGUAACGGAGACUGUGGUCAAGCGGCCAACGAGUCAGCGGGCGUCAUUACAGCAUGUCUUUAAUGGUUGUUUUAUAAAAUGUUCUGACAGGUAGCAGCUGAGAAUGGGUUGGGUUGGGGGUGGGGGGUUAGAUUUGUUGGUAAUCUGUUAAAUUCACCAUUUUUUCUUUGUUAUAUAUAAAAAAAGACAAUUUCUAAAAUUGGUCAUAGUGUAAUAUGCUUGAAAAUUUGCACUUUGUGAAAUUUACAAGUAAGAAAUAAAAACAAAGCGCUGGUUUCUUGUUGAGGACCCCCCCCCCCUCCACACUUCUGAAGGUUUUGUCUUGAACUGCCAGUCCUCAUAUAUAUUAGACCCCAAAGCUGAUCUCAAUCCAUACCAAUCGAUGUGCCCUGAUCCUGAUUGAUCCAUGAGGCUGUGGCUCCGCUUCACAGGCUAAAUCAAAGCUAGGAUGACAUAUUUUCCCGGGACUGGGUUUUUCGCAACGCCCCAGAUACGGUAGCAACCGGGGAACAGAAAUCAGUUUUUUUCUUCUUCUUCUUUUUUUUAUUGGUUUAUCUUGUUUCCUGCCGCUCCAGAGCACUUUCCCUCCUUACCUGCAUUUCCAGUUUAACAUUCCACAUCAUUCCAUGUAAAAACGUUCCGACUGUGGAGGGAAAGGCUUUACUUUAUUUGUAUGGUUUUUUAUUUUAUUGUUGAAGAAUGGUCACAAACACGCCUCAGGUCAGUGGCAGCAUGUGAUUCUGCUUUUCCCUUGUGGCCUAAGGCAGCUGACGUGAAAAGCUGUCAAAAGGGGAUCUGAAGCUGGUUGAAAACGGUCAUUAGCUCCAACAAAGGGAAGUAGUUCUCCUAGACGUUGAUUUUUCUUUUUUUUUUUUUCAUGUGUAACCUAUAUCAAACAGAAAAUAAAAGUGUGUUUAUGUACAAA
Messenger RNA from Oryzias latipes (Japanese medaka), 1966 nucleotides. RefSeq names its product dolichyldiphosphatase 1 (gene dolpp1). Gene Ontology annotation, cellular component: intracellular membrane-bounded organelle; endoplasmic reticulum membrane. Lineage: Eukaryota; Metazoa; Chordata; Actinopteri; Beloniformes; Adrianichthyidae. Gene Ontology annotation, molecular function: dolichyldiphosphatase activity. Gene Ontology annotation, biological process: lipid biosynthetic process; protein N-linked glycosylation. The record is from RefSeq and is a predicted model, not a curated record.